AUGAAACUUCUAACGCAUAACUUUCUAUCAUCCAGAUUUCUUAAAAAUGUGAAUAAUGGCUAUCCACUCAUUUUACGAGCAAAUCAAAAAGCGAAUAAGGAAGUGGAAUUCAACGAGAAGUUUGUGCUCAACAUGAUGCCAAAGGUCGAUUAUGCUUCGCUGUAUAAUGCUGCACUGUCGAUCGGUGAGGCAGGAAACAUGCCAGAGUCAUUGCCCGACGAUUGGGAAACUAAUACCCCCGUCUUGAUGGAGCUGCAUCGAGUGAUGCUCUGCGUUGAAAUCAUAGACGGCGAAUUGGAGUGCCCGGAUACUGGACGAAAAUUUCCCAUCAAGGAUGGUAUACCCAACUUGUUAGUCAACGAGAAUGAAGUUUGAUUACUGUAUCGGAUUCAUCAGCUAUUUCUAUGUACUAAGCUCUUGAUGUUCUAAUUUUUUGGAUGACUCUAGGUUUUAAUGUGGUUGUGCACAUUUCAGAUCGUUAUUGUUGUUAUCUUCUUGUUCUGUCUCCUUUUUGUUGCAUAUGUAUUUCCUUAUACCGGUAUCAUGUAGUGUAAAAGCGCACUCUCCCGAAAAUGUAAUCGCACAGCUUGUGUAUUCGCCAGCAUAUGUUUGGUCGCGAUAAACUAGAUAGACUUUGUAA
This is a messenger RNA of Cylicocyclus nassatus, 640 nucleotides long. The record is from the annotation of a GenBank genome assembly. NCBI's taxonomy places the organism in Eukaryota, Metazoa, Nematoda, Chromadorea, Rhabditida, Strongylidae.